This is a messenger RNA of Hyalella azteca, 1448 nucleotides long. Its product is annotated as glycine receptor subunit alpha-4-like. Lineage: Eukaryota; Metazoa; Arthropoda; Malacostraca; Amphipoda; Hyalellidae. The record is from RefSeq and is a predicted model, not a curated record. Gene Ontology annotation, biological process: signal transduction; nervous system process; chloride transmembrane transport. The coding region runs from base 1 to 1437 and encodes 478 amino acids. The transcript has 11 exons. Gene Ontology annotation, cellular component: neuron projection; membrane; synapse. Gene Ontology annotation, molecular function: neurotransmitter receptor activity; transmembrane signaling receptor activity; extracellular ligand-gated monoatomic ion channel activity.
AUGGCUAGUUUGUGCAAGCUGCUCAUCCUUUCCACCAGAUGGCUCUCUAUCGUCAGCGACUACACGAGCCGCGAGGUGAUCCAGAGCCUGAGCCCGCACGAGUACAGUUCGCUGGUGCCGCUGCACUACGACAAACACACCCCGCCUGCCACUGAUGACUUGCCUGCCAUGGUCUACUUCGACAUGAAGCUUCUAGACAUAACCUCCAUCGAUGAGAACGACAUGACGUUCAGCGUGGAGAGUUUCCUGACGUAUCGCUGGAAGGAUUGGCGGCUGAAGUGGCCUCUGGAAAAUGCAACCACAGCUCCAUGCUGGAACCCCACUCCCCGCAACCUCACCAGCCCCCUCAGCUUUAGGGAGGUAUGCAGGGGGAACUACACGCCUGAGAUCCGGCACUGUGUGGACCGCCAACCUGUCGUCAGCAAGCGUCUCAUCUUAGACGUUAAGAUUCUUGAUGAAAUAUGGCAACCAGACGCGUUCUUCAAGAACGGCAUCAGGUCGUCCAUCCACAAGGACUGGGUGGAGAACACCUACCUAGCGCUCUACACCAGCGACGGACACGUACGUCUCUUCAGCAGGAUGAGUGUCACUCUGAGCUGCCACUUUGACUUCCAUCACUACCCUCAUGACGAGCAGCACUGCGAAAUGGUCAUCCAGAGCCUGUCGUACCGUAUGGACUUAGUGCGCUUCGAGUGGUGCCGGGACUGGGCCCUGACUACCGACUCACACCUGCAACGCGAUGCCAUCUUCUCGCUGCCGCACUUCACCCUCGCAAAAUACGAGCACACAGCCUGCAACGGUUCGACCAACUUCACGUGCGUGAAAGCGUUCUUCCUUCUAGCUCGUCACCCCGACUUCCACAUCCUACAUACCUACAUCCCUACGGUGCUCAUCGUCAUCCUAUCCUGGAUGUCAUUUUGGAUCAAACCUGACGCAACCCCAGGUAUCAGCACAGCAAGAGUCACCCUCGGUGUCACCUCCAUCCUGACGAUGGCCACGCAGUACUCGCAGUCUACGUCCAACCUCCCGCCAGUUUCGUACAUCAAAAUCAUGGACGUUUGGAUGAUCACGUGCAUGGUGUACGUGUUCAUGGCCCUCCUAGAGUUCGCCCUCGUGUAUCACGUGAACAUCACCUACCCUCAACUCGAGGUUCUUCCCCUCACUAUCAACAGCGACAACAGCAACAGCGUGACUCAGUGCAUCAUCAUCCGCUCGGCCCGAGAGGGCACCAUGGGUCGCUCGGCCUGGUAUGGUCCAGAAGCUCGUCUCAUUUCCUUCUUCAAGAAAUGGCGUCAUUUCUGGUCCACUGCCGAGGAAAUUGAUCGAGCAUCGCGGUAUUUCUUCCCCAUCACUUACGGUAUCUUUAUCUUGGGUUACUUCUCACUCCUCAUGAGGAAACUUAAACAGGAGGCUGUGUCCACUGAUAUUCCCCAUUAAGUUUGGUUAAC